Messenger RNA from Clonostachys rhizophaga, 984 nucleotides. The record is from the annotation of a GenBank genome assembly. Lineage: Eukaryota; Fungi; Ascomycota; Sordariomycetes; Hypocreales; Bionectriaceae.
AUGCAAGGCUUACGAUCCCUCGCGGUGGCCUGCCUUCUCGCUGCGGGCAUGGUUUCUAGCCAGACAACCAACAAGCAAUGUGUGAAGGGUCUCAAGAUCUUCGUGGGCCGUGGAACUGGCGAGCCACUGGUCGAUGCCCAGAACAAAGACACUACCCUCAUCUCAGAGACCGGGCUGGGCAACAACACGCUGGGUUUGGGCGAGACCGGAAAGCUCCUCACGCCCAUCUUUGACAAGAUCCCCGAUUCCAACUACACGGCCAUCUUAUAUACCGCGAGUAACGGGCGACGAAGUACCAACGAGUCAAACUACUUCGAAUCGGUGUACAACGGCACCGCGAUGGUCAGAAAGGCCAUGACAGAUUAUGCCACGGCCUGCCCCGACGGAAAGAUGGCCUGGAUAGGGUAUUCCCAGGGCGCGCAAAUCAUCAGCAACAGCCUCUGCGGCGUGCCCGUCAUCUGGGCUCAGUUCAUGCCUAAUCCUAGCAUCCCCGAGAUGAUCUCUUUCUCACAGCCUCUCCCCACAAACGUCACCAAGAAUGCCUCCGUCCAAGUGCUAAGCGGCGCAACAGUAAUCGCCACCCUCUUACUCGGCGAUCCUUCCCACAAGAACGGCACCAACUACAACUAUGGCUCGCACAACCUGACCGGCGACGGUGUCUUCUACCGGGGCGACACGAGCGCCUGUGAGGCUCUGGGCAAGCGCAUUCGAUCGUACUGCGACGCCGGAGACGUGUACUGCGACGUCGGUCCAGCCUACAGCGACGCUCACGUCCGCUACGUCAAGGAUCGCAAGGAGGAGCUCGUCAAUUAUAUCGUUGAGCAGUGGAACAAUGGCGGCGAGACCGGCGAGGUUUCGACAACGAACACUCGGAGCGGCGCGUCACCCUCGACUACUGACGAUGCUGGUAGCGGGCCCCCCGGGCUUGCUAAGGCUUCCAGCUUCGCCCGGGUUCUUUCUUUGAUUUCGUUUCUUCUGAUCUAA